CUGUGUGUAAACUAACGAUAUAGGAGAAGCAACACAUUGAUCUUUCGACGGAUGAGGACUCAGCAGAGUAACGAGGGGAGGGGACCCCACACAGCCUGUAGCUGUAACAGUAGCGGCAGCUCUGCGCUCUCUCCUGGAUCUGAUACGGACAGUAGUGGUGGCUUGGGUGUUGUCGGUGGUGUCAGAGUGGUUCUUUCCAGGUACUGGAGCCUUGAGAGUCUGUAUUCUGCUUCUGUUAUCAAUGAUGGAGCAUCUGAUAAAACUGCUCUCCAGGAUGAUGUGGGUAGUGAAGAAGACUUCUAUGAAGAUUUUCGUAGUUCCAAUCUUUAUUUUGGUCACACUGGAGGUGGAGGGGAACAGCUGGCCAUAAAUGAGUUGAUUAGUGAUGGCAGUGUGGUAUAUGCAGAGGCCCUUUGGGAUCAUGUCACCAUGGAUGACCAGGAGCUGGGUUUUAAGGCUGGAGAUGUGAUUGAAGUAAUGGAUGCUAGCAAUAAGGAGUGGUGGUGGGGAAGGAUUCUGGACAGUGAGGGAUGGUUUCCAGCUAACUUUGUUCGGCUCCGUGUUAAUCAAGAUGAACCCAUGGAAGAAUGCUUAGCAAACUUUGAUGUUGGGAAAAAUAAAGAUUCGAUCUGUACAAUGCACCAUCAUGGACCUGGACUCCUCUCCAAAGACCAGAUGAGAACUAAUGUCAUAAAUGAAAUCAUGACUACAGAAAAAGACUAUAUCAAGCAUUUAAAGGAUAUCUGCGAGGGUUAUAUUAAACAGUGCCAAAAAAGAAUGGAUAUGUUCACAGAUGAUCAGCUUCACAUUAUUUUUGGGAACAUUGAAGAAAUCUACCAGUUUCAGAAGAAAUUCCUUAAAGGUCUGGAGAAGAAAUUUAAUAAGGACCAGCCUUACCUCAGUGAAAUUGGCUCCUGCUUUUUAGAACAUCAAACUGAUUUCCAGAUCUACUCAGAAUACUGCAACAAUCACCCUAAUGCCUGUGUGGAGCUCUCCAAGCUAAUAAAGAUCAAAAAGUAUGUUUUCUUCUUUGAAGCAUGUCGGUUACUCCAGAAAAUGAUUGAUAUCUCAUUGGAUGGCUUCUUGCUCACACCAGUCCAAAAGAUCUGUAAAUACCCACUACAGCUUGCUGAACUGCUGAAAUACACCAGUCCUUGGCACAGAGAUUAUAAAGAUGUGGAGGCAGCCUUAAUUGCAAUGAAGAAUGUUGCCAGGCUGAUUAAUGAGAGGAAGCGGCGCCUAGAAAACAUCGAUAAAAUUGCCCAAUGGCAAAGUUCAAUAGAGGAUUGGGAGGGAGAAGAUGUGUUAAGCAAAAGUUCUGAGCUAAUUUUCUCUGGAGAAAUGACUAAAAUCUCCCAGCCCCAAGCUAAGAGCCAACAGCGCAUGUUCUUUUUGUUUGAUCGUCAGCUGAUCUACUGCAAAAAAGAUCUCUUACGUCGUGACAUCCUGUACUACAAGGGACGAAUAGAUAUGGAUGCCUUGAAAAUACAGGAUAUAGAGGAUGGUAAAGACAAGGAUUUCAAUAUGAGUGUUAAAAAUGCCUUCAAGCUACUCAGUCCAGUCAGUGAGGAGGUCCACCUAUUUUGUGCCAAGAAACCAGAACACAAGCAACGAUGGCUCCGUGCAUUUGAGGAUGAGAGGAAACAAGUUCAGCAUGACAAAGAGACAGGUUUUGCUAUCACUGACAUCCAGAAGAAACAGGCAAUGCUGAAUGCAUGUAAGUCCCAUCCAGCAGGCAAGGCCAAAGCUGUCACGAGACCAUACUAUGACUUUCUGCUGCGCCAGAAGCAUCCUGUCCUUUCUGCCACCCUGCCACAGCAGCAAGGAGUCAUGUUGGCAGAGCCUAAACGCAAGCCUUCCACAUUCUGGCAGAAUAUUGGGAAGUUGACACCUUUUAAGAAAUGAAAAUGUGAGAGUAACACAUUUUCAGUUUAAAUUGUUUUUUUAUAUAUAAAUGUUGUUCCUCCCUUGUA
Messenger RNA from Erpetoichthys calabaricus (reedfish), 1973 nucleotides. It is a transcript of the gene arhgef4, whose product is annotated as Rho guanine nucleotide exchange factor (GEF) 4. Gene Ontology annotation, molecular function: protein binding; guanyl-nucleotide exchange factor activity. The record is from RefSeq and is a predicted model, not a curated record. Bases 52 to 1905 code for a protein of 617 amino acids. Gene Ontology annotation, biological process: intracellular signal transduction. The transcript has 11 exons. Lineage: Eukaryota; Metazoa; Chordata; Cladistia; Polypteriformes; Polypteridae.